This is a messenger RNA of Oppiella nova, 1023 nucleotides long. Lineage: Eukaryota; Metazoa; Arthropoda; Arachnida; Sarcoptiformes; Oppiidae. The record is from the annotation of a GenBank genome assembly.
AUGUAUAACAGUCUGAAGGAAUGGCCGGCAGACAUGGACUACCACUCUAUGGUUGAAGAGUUCCAGAAGGCGUUCCACGUGUGGUCUGAAGCCUCCAAACUGACGUUCACUGACAUGAGGAGGGGUUCGGCAGACAUCGAGAUCUCGUUCCUUCGCGGCCGACACGGCGAUGAAUACCCUUUCGACGGUCCCGGAGCCAUAUUGGGUCACGCGUUCUUUCCCGGGGAUGACAUCGGAGGCGACGCCCACUUCGAUGCCGACGAACAGUGGGACAAACGGCGGUCUAAUGAAAUCGAUAGGAGACCCGGUGUUUGGGCCGGGGUCAGUCUGUUCUCAGUGGCGGCCCACGAAUUUGGACAUUCAUUGGGUUUAUCGCACUCUUCGGUCUCCGGUUCCCUAAUGUUUCCAUACUAUCAAACACUUGAUGACAACUUUAGGCUCCCGUACCUGCUGUGGUUACCAUAUGUUUACUUUUGGUGGUUGCAAGAGAACCGGGAUAUAAAUCGGGCCGAACCCACGGAAAUCACUCACUAUUGGCCUCAUUUGCCGAAGGAUUUGGUGAAAGUGGACGCCGUCUAUGAGCGACACAAAGACGCAAAGAUUGUCUUUUUUAUCGGCAAAGAGUAUUACGUUUUCAAUAACCAAAAUCAUUUAGAGCCGGGUUAUCCCAAAACACUCGUUUCUAUGGGACUGCCAGAAACACUGGACAAAGUGGACGCCGUUAUGAUAUGGGGCCACAACGCAAAGACUUAUAUAUUCAGUGGUUCUCAGUAUUGGAGGUUCGAUGAGGAGGACAAUCGAGUGGAAUUGGAUUACCCCAGAGAUAUGGCCGUUUGGAAGGGCAUUCCCGUUCCCAUCGACGCCGCCUUUCAGUGGGCGUCCGAUGGUCAUACAUACUUUUUCAAAGGAAAGCAAUUCUGGAAAUUUGAUAACCGAAAGAUGCAAUCGAGUGAUGGAUAUCCGCAUAGUAUCGGCCCGUUUUGGUUCCGUUCGCUGCACUGCAGGCUACAGCAGUUCUCAUAG